Acanthosepion pharaonis is the source of this 795-nucleotide messenger RNA. The record is from the annotation of a GenBank genome assembly. Lineage: Eukaryota; Metazoa; Mollusca; Cephalopoda; Sepiida; Sepiidae.
AUGUUGCAGAUACAACGUUGUUUUUCCCUGUGUAAAUUUCAAGCCGUUUCCCAUGUGAAUGCACAUCCGAUCCUGUCCGUAACUCGUUUGCUCUCUUUCUAUCUCUCUCUCAUUUUCACUUUCUCUGUAGGUUUACAGAAAAAUAGUAAUUACAAUUAUCUAUCUAUCUAUCUAUCUAUCUAUCUAUCUAUCUAUCUAUCUAUCUAUCUAUCUAUCUCUGUUCAUAUCUAUCGACCUGUAAGCCUAUUCAUAUCUAUCUAUCUAUCUAUCUAUCUAUCUAUCUAUCUAUCUAUCUAUCUAUCUAUCUGUUCAUAUCUAUCGACCUGUAAGCCUAUUCAUAUCUAUCUAUCUAUCUAUCUAUCUAUCUAUCUCAGUCUGUUUAUAUCUAUCUAUCUAUCUAUCUAUCUAUCUAUCUAUCUAUCUAUCGACCUUCUGUUCAUAUCUAUCUAUCUAUCUAUCUAUCUAUCUAUCUAUCUAUCUAUCUAUUUAAAUAUGGCAAAUUCAACAAGACCUAUCUAUCUAUCCAAUUCUAUUCAUAUUUAUCUAUCUAUCCAAUUCUAUUCAUAUCUAUCUAUCUAUCUAUGUCAGUUUUGUCAUAUCUAUCUACUUGUGUCUCAUCCGUCAAUAGCAGUCAUCACCUACCUAACGAGAUGUAGCAUUGCAUUCCAUUCUAUCUAUCUAUCUAUCUAUCUAUCUAUCUAUCUAUCUAUCUAUCUAUCUAAUCUCAAUUGUUUUAUAUCUAUCUAUCUAUCUAUCUAUAUAUCUAUCUAUCUAUCUAUCUAUCUAUCUGUCUGA